UUUCUGUUGUUGCUGUUAUUCUACUUGGUCAACUUUAUCUAUUUAUGAUUAAUUUGUUUUAAAUAGAUCAUAUUUCACGUUCUGUGUUCUGUAAAUUUCUUUAAAAAAUGCUGACUAUUUUCAUUUCCUUUCCAUAACAAUUAAAAAUAUUUGUAUACAAUUCUCAAAAAGACCAGAAUUCUCAUCAAAAGUAAGAAAUAUAUAGAUAAAGUGUAAUGACGCAAGGUUUGUGUCUUUAAUUCUGGACUUUUGACCAAGUCCGCUUCCUGUACACGUCCGAUGUGGUAUCUGGGAUUGUAGUUCAAUAAGGAUGCAGAAUAGUGAACUUAAAUGAAUAUAAAGACUUCAUCCUCCACAAAGCAGAGCGCGCGGAGGGCUUUUGUUGUAGCCGCUCGUGUCCUUCGCGAGCGUUCCGUCGCUGUGGUUGAAGUCCGCUGAUCUGACAGCUGAGUGGAUGCAGCACUUCAUGCUCUCUGUGGGUUUAGAUAUCAGCGUUUUUUAUUCAGGUCAUCCUCAGAGCAGCGCACUGACAAUUACCAACGAACCCUGCUCCCAAUGUUUACUUCUCCAGCAUGUCUUCUUCAGCCAGGAAUAACUCAUGUUUUGCUGUGUGGAGGAUAAUUGUAUGAUAGAUAUGUUAGAGAGGCAUCAUGUUUGCUCGGCAUAUAUUCAAACUGCUGUACGGAUGAUAUAAAAGCAGCUGUACUCUGAACAGUUGGAGGUUCCUCUCUCGGGCAGCGUUCUGUUGUCGACAAUUUCAGAUCUUCGGCUCCAUGAUGGCGAUGUUUCGGAGCUUUGUCUCGGCGAGCACCCAACUCCGCCAGCAGCAACAGCAGCAGCAGCAUCCUAGCAGCGGCUCGGGUCCGCUGGCUGCCCCGGCUGAAGGCAUCGAGAGCCAGUUCUCCUGUCCCAUCUGCCUGGAGGUCUACCACAAACCCGUCAGCAUCGCCAGCUGUGCUCACACGUAAAUCAGCUCCUCAUUGUUCGGACGUGUGUUAUUGUGUGUGGACAUGCAGAAAGUUACGAUGAAGCAUGCAGGUCAUUUUCUCACAUGUUGUGUUUAGUAUUUUUGGAGAGGCUGGUCUGAGGGGGACUAUUUGUUCUAAUACUAUCUUUUUUAGAAAUACCUCCCAGAGAAUGACAUUUUCUCACACCUUUGAAUGAUAGCCAGCCCAUCACUAAAGGUUUGAGGCAUCGCAAAUACCAGGGGUGAUAACAGUUUUGGAAAUUUAAAUGGUAUGCACCCAUGUUUUUGUGUCUCUGCAACAAAGAAAUAACUAGUGAACAGAGUGCACUACACGAAUGUGUCAGCUAUUAAAUUGCAGUGUAUUAGUAUGGUUAUGCCUAUGAAAGGAGGAGAUAGCUUCAACAUUAUGCCCAUUUGUUGUAACAAACUGAGCCCUUAUUAGAUUCCCAUCACCAUGGAUCAACUUAAAUCUUUCAGAGUUGGUUUAUCAUCAAAUGAAGAUCAAGCCAGCAGACCUCAUAAAUCCAGUAUCAGACCUAGAUGGGUGUGUUAAGUUGACCCUGUCCUCUACAUUCAAUCGUGCACUGACAGUGUGAUGUUAGAUGGUUAUUUCUCACUACAAUGAGAAGAGUAUUUCAACUUUAGUAAACUAAAGAUUUGGCUCUUGAAAUCGAAUCAUCUUAUUGUCUUAAGUUAUGCCUGUGUGAUCAAAAUGAACUGCUUCCUUGAAACAAAAGACUGUAUGUAUGCAGCCAGGCUGUGAUGCUGUACAGAGUUGACAUAUCAAUGCAGACAGGGUAUGUGAGAUAUCAUGUACUCACAUGGCAUUCAUUAAGAUGCUGUGAAGUUGAUGAACAGAAAAUGAAAGCUACGCUAUGAUUUUGCAGUUUAUUGUGUCACUUGUUGUUAAUUCCAAAUCAGAACAGUGUUCAAAUUCAUUAGCAUGUUUAAAAUGGGUGAAGUGAGUUUGUUUUCAUUGGCUUUUUGACACUUUCAUGUUCAAACCAACAAACAUAAAUCUGGGUUACCUGUCUGUAGAACAUUCGCCACCUCUGCAGAGAUACUGGUUUGUCCCAGUCCAGUGAUGGCACCUGAGUCUCAGUCUCCUGAUAAUACAGAAGCUCUUUUCUGAUAGGAGACAUUAUGUAUCAGAGAGGUGGCCUGUCUGUUUUCCACGCAUACAAGCAUCUCUGCACUGAUGCGCCUAAAGAAAUACAAAUAUAAAGAGCUGCAAAGUCAUUUUACAAGAAGAGGGUUAAUGUUGAAAUGCUGCUGUUUGGUAGAUUGUAGUCUAAGACAAACAAGAGUCGAAGGCAUCAGGCUACAAGACCAAAGACAACAUGAACAACAAAGAGCAGACUGGCCCUCUGUUCUAUUUGUAGUUUGAAAUACAGCUAUUUUUACACUCCUGCUGCUGCUGAUGGUGAUUUAAGGAAACACUAACACUAACCCUUACUUUUCCCGGGCUCAUACUACAAACAUAGCUCUAAAGGGAAGCAGCUGGUGACCUCUUUACUUAGUUUCAAAUAUAUAUAUAUAUAUAUAUAUAUAGUUACUCAGUAAAUUAAUGAAACAACCCAGAUGUGGUCAUUUUCACUAAUUUCCUUUCAGUGUCAACCACAGAUUUUCUUUACAAAGACACAGUGCAGUGUGUGUUACACAUUCAAUUCCCUAACUAUCAGAAGAUUGAGAUAGAUUCAAAUGAUUUGUCUUGCUCCUCCAAUCAAAACCCUGAAUACAUUUGAAAUGUAAUUUAAAUGCAGCUGGAGGUGAACCUGCUGCUCAGGCCUGUGGUAGCUGUGGUAUUUAUAAGGCAUCAUAAAGCAAAUUGAUAUGACAGGAACAAAGUUGAUACCUUUAUAGUCACCCUCUAUUUAUAUUUAAUGUUUAAAUAUUGAUGCUAUUUAAAAGUCCACUGUAAUAAAGCGGUGACAGAUUUGAUCAUUUGCUGUAAUCCAUGCUAAAAAGUGGCCUUUCCUCUUUCUUUGUUUCACAUUUUUGAGACCCUCUUGAUAAAAAAUUGUCUUUAAUUUUCCUACUGAUUCAAUAAACACAAUCAACAAAAAUAGAAAUGACUGCUGGGGGGGGGGGGGUGUUCUGGCAGAGUGCUCAUUAGCAUCACUGUACUUUCAUUCAACUAGGACUUAACAUAUUUGUAUCUCUGCUGUCUCUUUAGGUUUUGUGGGGAAUGUCUUCAGCCAUGUCUUCAAGUCACCUCACCCCUCUGCCCUCUCUGUCGUGUCCCCUUUGACCCCAAGAAAGUCGAACGCUCCUCCAGUGUGGAAAAGCAGCUGGCCUCUUACAAAGCACCCUGUAGGGGUUGUAGCAAGAAGGUAGAUAUUAAACCUUUUUAUCCUCAUGCUCAAAAGUAGAUGAAGAAGAAGAACUUAAGUGAUUUUUAGUGAUUUAGUGAAAUUCAAUCGCCUAUGUUAUUAGUUCAUGAUUGUUAUCUGUUCAGCUGGCAGGUUAAGCAGGUGUUUCACGGUUGAAAUCAUGAUUUUAAAGUCAACCAUGUUUGAGGUGUUGAUGGAUGCACAGAGAUAGAAGUCAUUCAGGUUUACUUUAAAUCACUGUAAGAAGGCUGAAAUAAUUACUAAUUAGGUCGUUGUGACCAAAUGAGAGCCAAACCUUCAUACUGGAAAGUGUGUUAUUGUGUAACUAUGGUAUAAUCAUAUUAUCUGUAUGUGCGUGUUUGUGUGUGUGUUUUCAGGUGACUCUGGUAAAGAUGAGGUCUCACAUUACUUCCUGCACUAAAGUACAGGAGCAACUCGCCAAUUGUCCCAAGUUUGUUCCUGUUGUACCCACCUCCCAACCUAUACCAAGGUACACACCCUCUGACUAUGUCCACACUUCAAGUUUCCAACCUGCACUGUUGUCAGUGAUUUCCCACUCCUGGUGACAUGACCUGCUGUAUAUGUAUUCUGACUUUGUGGAAAUACUCUCUUUGUCGAAAUAGCCUACAUGGAUAAAACACCUGAACAUAUCUGAUUAAUUGCACACGUAGGGUGUGAAACCAUCCAACAGAAGGUUCAAAGCUUGAUACAGAUCUUUAGUAAUUCAUACUUCUUGUGUGCUUUUGUGUGACUCUUUGUGUAUGUGUGUCCUCUCAUGUGUAGCAAUAUCCCGAACCGGUCAACAUUUGUGUGUCCGUUCUGUGGGGCCAGAAACUUGGACCAGCAGGAACUGGUGAAGCACUGUAUGGAAAACCACCGUAAUGACCCUAAUAAAGUGGUAAGAGUGGAUUAUGAAGGCUUCUGUGAGGAACUUAUUGUUUGUGAUGAUGUUGAUGAACAAAAUAAUAACUUGGCUUAUCUUGUUCCAUUUAUGGGUAAAUCCUGUUUUUUGACUCAAAUGUACAUUCUGCUUUUUUUUAAUAAUUAUAUGUUUCACUCAUCAUGAGUAUUUGCUGUGGAAAAAGUAAGAAAAAGGGCAUUUCUUGGAGGUAGAGCCCUGUCUGUUACCUACCAACUUUUAGCAUUUAUGUGAAAAGUAUAAAAUAGAAACUGUCAGUUACUUUCCCAUUAAUCAGGUAUGGUUUAUAUGCCAUAAAGAGGCCGUAUAAUUCAUUUCAGUCCGUUUGUUGUCAUGACCCAGCUCAGAGCCAUGACAAAAUACAAGGAGAUGUUUGGUUUUGACUAAAAUAAUGAAAUGAUCUUAUGACAAAAGAUGAAUUGAAGAUGAACAACUCAAAUUAACGGCAACUUAACUAACAGAGGAUUUAACUAAACCAAAACAUGCUGUAGUGCGCCGAGGACCUACAGUGCAGGGUAGAGCAGAGCAGUGGGAGAACAAGCUAAUGGCCAGCUCUUGUACACCUGGUGGACUGAACAGGUCCACCCAGAUGUGUCAAACCCCACCUCCUAACCUGCAGGGGAAGAAAAGACAAUAGUAAAAGGUUCACACAUAAAACACUAGCAGGCCCUAGAGGCAGGAGGCCGUCACUCUGUAACCUCUUGAAAACUCCUCACAGGAGCUUUAAAUUGCUCCCUGUCUCCCUCUUCCCCGUGGUCUAGCUGCAGCACUCUGCCUGUUGACAUAUUUUGAGCAGCAAGGUCUCUCACAAGCCAAAGCAAUCAAGCAGGUAGCACUAAAAUGAUGAAAGAAAAGAAGCACUGAAUUUGAGAAGCACUUUCUUAGACUAAACUGUGUGUUAAUACUUUCAGGUGUGUCCAGUGUGUUCAGCUAUGCCAUGGGGAGACCCCAGCUACAAAAGCUCCAACUUCCUCCAGCACCUCCUCCACAGACACAAAUUCUCCUAUGACACAUUUGUUGUAAGUCCAAUACCGAUAAAAUUUGUCAUUUUGUGGUCUAGUUCUAUAUCUGCCAAUUAAAACAGAUGAGUUCUAGACCAUAAGUGGUCCACUCUGAGAAAAUUUGCAUGUACUGAUCCUAACAAAGUCUCAAAACAAAACAGAAAUAAGAAUAACUUGGUUGAUGUGAGUGUUAGCUUUGAUUGAAGUUUGUCUUGUUGUAAUCAAAUAUUCUCUCAUGGUCUUUUGUCUUUUUUAUGAAAGGAGGGCUUCAUUCUGUGGUUUGCAGUGGCUGUCAGCUGUUGUUUUUGUGUUUGUCAGGACUACAGCAUUGAUGAAGAGGCAGCACUGCAGGCAGCUCUGGCACUAUCACUGGCUGAAAACUGACAGCAGUCACACCAUCACCAUCCUCUCACUGUUAACCCCAACUCCACUGUUGCUGCACUGCUUCUGCUCCUCCGUGGCUCAGAACGUAUCAUCCAGUCAACAGACUCACCUGAUCCAGCCAGGCUCACACUCUCUCCACAGAAAACCACAUCACAUUUCCAGUCAGCUGCAGAUGCGGUGACAACCUCACUCCAUUUUAGGCCAAGGAUGUAUGUCCUGUUGUCGCAGAACAGCUGGUUUUCUGUGCUACAGUGCAAAAGCACUACAGAAAUGUCAACUGUCGUUUUUGGAUUUGAAGAAAGAGAACUUCCUGAUGGUUUGGAGGGGAUCCAGUGACCUUAUCAGAACAAGGGUAGUUGCUCGGGCCAAUAAUAACACUCACUCACUGACCCCCAAAACAAAGCAUCCACUCACAGCUACCAUCCAGACCACCACAGCAUGAAGGGCUACCUCCAUGGUGAAACUGUCUCGUCUUUGAGCCCCAAAAUGUUGGAACCUGUUGACUCUAAAACCCUUAUCAGUGGUUCAGGUCUUUUACCACCAGCCACAUGCUAUGAUGUCCUAGCGUUUGGUUUUCACUGUCAGUAACUAGGCGGAUAUAAAGCUUGAAAUAGUGAGGAAACAGGCUCUGUCUUCCCAUUUAGAGCGGUCUACAAGGGGCCAGUUUGAAAUGGCAGCUCAAUCCAGGAGCAGAUUUGAAGCUUUCUACACAGAUGUAAAAAGAGGUCUGGUAGAAAACACAAUGGAUCAGGAGUUCAAAAUUAGCAUUCACUAUGUGACAAAAUAACCACACAAGAGCAAAGACGUGUAAUUCAGAAAUCAGCAGCAGGAGUCUGUCCUCUUACCUAGAGUAUGCAUAGGUUAAUGUCUACAUUUUCAGGAUAGUUGCUGACUGAGCUGCAGGUCGAUAUGUAAACAGGAAAUAUUUCUUCAUAGAUGACCCCAAACUUCAGAUUUCCUCAUUUCAGGAACCUGCAGAUAAUGUGAGUAGAGGAUGGCUUUUAUAUAACAUGACGCAAAAAUUUUAUCAGUGUCGAGUAGAACAAUAUCAAACAGUCAGUUACAGAAAAGUGUAAAAAAAAAAAAACAACAACUUUAAAAUGGUGUCAAAUGAGCAGCUCAAAGAAGUCAUGUUGAUGAAAGCUCACUGUUAACUUCUGAAACUCCACUUUUCACAUUUGACAUAGAAAAAUAAACACAUGAUGUUAGGACACUGGUUCAUUUCUGUGCACACAAAGUGGAAAUGUGUUUAAUAAAUCACUUCAGAAGGAACCCACCCAGCUGAGUAUUUUAAGGUGAACUCAUCUUUUCACGCAUGUUAUUACCUACUUUCCACAUCCUGGUGCAGCUCAGCAUUGAGACUGAACACCUUUAUCUGUCUGUGACAAGCUGCUCACCUCAUCUCUGUCCAAAAUAACAAAUGUUUGUUUGCUCCACUGAGUAAACAGCAGGAUUUCUACAAAAGUUCAUCUCCUGUCUAUUUUUCACAGUCUGCACCAACAAACAUACAUGUCUGUGUUUGCAGACCCUCAUUGGACCAGAACAGAGCCCCAAGACCAGUUUCAGAAUUAACCCCAACUGGAAGCAGAAGCCUAAAAUGUAAUGUCCCUGCUUGAUGAUUUAUGCCGAUUGAUGCAAUGGUCCAUGCGGCAGAAAAUGAACCAGUGUAUUUUCCUCAAAACAGCAAUAAAAAGUCUCACAGCUGCCGAUAACAGCUUUUGUUUUAGAGCAGCAAAGAGCUCAAUUGUGCUUCCAGCAGAAAGUCAAGAGUUGGACGGAGCUGUCAGAAGAUCUACAAAUCCUUACUUAACACAGAUUUCAAGGCUUAUUUUGUACUUAAAAAUCAAGGUGAUGAAAAGGGCAGAUUUAUUUAAAAAGUGAAAAAUACGAGUCUCUAACUCUGACGUUAGCUUGGGUUCUUCUCAAGAAGCCCGGCCUGGAUCCUUCAGUGUAUUAAAACAGGCCAUUCAAGAACAGAAGAGAUCAUUUUUGUCCAGUGGUAGUUAUACAGAGCUGUUGAACAGUUAGUGUUUCGUGUCAUUUUUUUAAAGCAUGUGUGUUUUGGCAGGGAGGUUGUUCCUUCAGCUUGUAAUACCUGGGGUAGAAGUUUCCAUUCAGCUCAGCGGUGAAAGUAUUGCAGGUCAGUCUUGAUGUCAGACUGUCAAAGCAGACAGUAAGAGCCAAACUAAUCAGUCAAAUUGAUUUUCCAUCAUCAAGACCACUGCAGGAGCAGAGACUUCAAAUGUAAUCCCUCUUUGGGUCUUUUGUCUUUGUCGUGGACUGCUGCAGGUAAAAUCCCAUGAUCAUGUUCUGAAGCUGCUGGAUGAUCCCAAAUAUCCAAAUGUUAAACAAAGUGGGGAUGUCAGAGAGAGACUUUGUGAUUUCUAGACUGGCAAGUGAAGUGGAGGAUGGGACCAGUUCUGUUUGCUGGAAGUUCUUUGAGAUGUUUGGGAUGAAUUUCUCUCAUAAUUCUGACAUGGAAACAUUAAAAAGAGGCUUCACAGAGCAAAAUCUGAUUUAAGUCCUGGCAGCUCAGCUCCAGCUAAUCCAUUACUGUCCAUCCUACCUUCAGUGAAUGCGUCACAGGAGAGAUCUGAAGACCCAACACAUCAAACUGCAACAAUCAAGUCCACAGCAGCUGAAAAUGCCUAUCAUAAAACCGUGAACCCUCCAAAACAGACAUCACCAUCAUCAUAGUCUCUGUCACUCCAGAAAGCAAAGCCAGACCGUUCCUCUUUUCUAUUGACGUGAAUAUUUGCACUUCUGAACAUUUUUUUUUUUUUUUUACCAGAUUAAUGUGUAGAUAAGGGUUUGAAUAAAUUAGUGAUGAUCAAAGUUUAAUGAGCUCUAAUCCCAGUUUUAAUGCUCUCUGCUUUUCUGCUGCAGCUACAAGGAAUAUUUUUAUGAGCUAUCUGCAGAUCAGAGUGAAAUAAUAAGAUCUAUUAUGGGGCAGAUGUGUCGGUUGAAGCACUAUCAGGUAUUGGUCAGAUCUCUAUCUGCAGCUAAUGGAAAUGGAUCAGUGCAGACGGUUUUGAGCCAUCAGAUGGCAGUCCUGGUCCAGACACUCUGAGGCAGACUGGCACUAACUCUUAACCACAUAGACAGAGAUGUCGUGCUCUCUGUGUAGAAAUCAGAGGGGGGUGAAAAUGUUUCCUCAAAAUCCAUCAUACAACAGUUGCACUUUAAUUCAUUCGGCUUCUUUAAGUAUAAUUUUGAAAUUUAUUUGUGAAUUUUUUUUAAUGUCUUAGAAUUAUGUUUGUUCAAUUCAGUUUCAUUUUUGACCAUGAAAUCAAAAGUGAUGAUGACCAAGUAAAUCAAUACAGCCUUUUCAGACUGAUUGUUUGUGCAAUAUGAGCUGUUUUUCUUCUGUGAUGUUUCGAUCGUCAAAGUUUGGCUGAGGAGCUGUCAGGAAGAAAACAUGCAUCAGAAGAAAAUUAGCUAGAGUGUGAAGAAUAAGCUCUAUUCACCAGAAUGAUCUGAUUACUGUUGGGAGGUGAAUAUUUAGAUGAGCGGAUGACCCCACAGCUGCUAAAUAUAAAGAUUUGAUGUAGUUUAGAGUACCUUCUUUGAAUGAUUGUCCAGCACUCAAGUGAAGAGUCUGAUUUAAACUUUGAAAGAGGUGUCACAGUGACUGGACUUUGGAUGAUAAUAUGAAGGUCAUUCAUGAAUUUGACUGCAGGGGUACCUUUGAGUAAAGUCAGAAUUCAAAGAUGAGGCAGAGGUGAGGCACGUUUUGCCACACAUGAAGUUGUUUUUUUUUUUUUUGGCACAUGUCUGACUGCUGGCUGUUGAAAUCUUAGACAUUGGUUACUGUUUGCUGAUACUUUCAGAACAUGAACUGCAAACUGAAAAGGUGAAUUUCUUUGUUUCUCUUAAACCUUUAACAUUUUCUUGUGUCAGACUUUCUUCUCUGUAAAUUGCAUAUCUUGCUUGAAAUAUAAUACUAGAAUCCUUUCACGUAAAUGAGAGCUAUUUUUGCAUUUGACUGGAUUUGAACCUGCUUUUUUCACACAAGUCUUUCCUCAGUUGACUUUUGUUUUUCAUUCAAAUGAAGUAAUCUUUUAUACCUGAUUGUUACCUUCUCACCUCUGUAGCAGAACUCUUAGUUUCCUGUUAUGUUACAGUUUGUGUACACCAUAUUUAUUUGCCUGUUUUUUUCACUUCACAGUUAAACACAUUUCCCCAAGAAAUGUAAAUAUUCUAUGUUUUAUCCUUGUUUUUGUAUUGUUGCAUUUAAUAUACCUGUUAUUGCUCCUUGUUGAUGAUUUUUGAAGGCAGCCUUUAGGAGAUAAGUGGCAGCAGCAGCAGUAGCAGCAGAUUCCCAUAAAAAACAUGAUAAUGAAGCAUUGGUGAGUGUUACACUGUGAGGGUUACUGUGAGGGUUAUGCAUGAAGAACAAUGUUUUUUUUUCAUUUAUCGUCAAAAGGAGGUGGAUUAAAAGUGUCUGGUUUGAAAGGGUUAAAGGACCAGUUCAGAUUUUUGACUGAAGGAAGCUAUAUCCAGUUAAAGCAACAGGAAGUCACUGUCUGUUUGGACCAAACUGAACUGAACUCAUUCUUAGAUGUUAAGACACCCAGAAGACUGAUCCCAAGAGCUGCAGUGGUCUUCUGUUGCAUACUUAUACCAAAGGUAUCAAGACCUCCUGUACAACCUGAACUAGCUAAGCUGGUCAUAUCUAAUGGUCAUAGAUAGGUAUUAAAAUUUUUUAGACUUCCCUAACCAAAGGGGACAAGGACAUAAUUAAGGUGAAAUUAUGAUUAAACAUGAAAGGUCUGUUUUCUGUUGAUCAUGAGUGCCCCAGUUCUUAUGAAAGCACACUUUCACUGUUGAUCCUUGUAGCAAAGGCAUUCAUUUUAGACAACCAGCAAAACCAGCACACUAUAAAAACAGAAUUAGAAGUAAUGGAUGGUUGAUAUAAAGCAAGUGAAACUGUGCUUCCCACAAACAGAGGGUGAACUUCUUCAUAGGUGCGAUUUGCCAAAAAGUGUUCUUGAGCUGUCUGUUUAAGAAACAUUAGAUCUGACUAGAUUGAAAACCAAGUUGAUUUCACUUCACCUGCCUCAGCGACAAAGAAAAGAUGAAACAUUGUGGACAAUUUUGUGUUUUUUGGACUUGUUGAUUUCAAAUCUGCCUUCAGGUUGGUCUAAGGUGCAUCUUCUCUAAACAGUAUUAACAAUAAGAAGUGCACUUCUGCUUAGGAUGAUGAUGAUGAUGAUCGUGAUGAUGAUGAUGAUGAUGAUGAUGAUGAUAAUGAUGUCGGGCUUUUCCAGUUGUUAUACUGAUGGGGUUUUAUCCAAACACUGCAAGGAUGUUUUGUAGCAUUUUUUUCUGUUUCUGUUUCCCCUGAAAUAAAAUGAAAACACUGAA
Xyrichtys novacula (pearly razorfish) is the source of this 10971-nucleotide messenger RNA. The record is from the annotation of a GenBank genome assembly. Lineage: Eukaryota; Metazoa; Chordata; Actinopteri; Labriformes; Labridae.